AGAGAGAGAGAGAGAGAGAUUUCUGAAUGAUUCCACAUGCUGAAUGAAAGUGACACUCUCCGUGAACGGGACGCAGCGGCGGCUCUUCUCCAGUCUGGCUUUGGGAAGGAAGGACUCAAUACAGCCGGUGCAGCAUGUGAAAGUUCAACACGGGCGACUUCCUCUUUUCCUUUUUUUUUACACAUUUUGCAGUCAGUCUCAGAUCAUUAAGCAUUUCCACGGCACUGAUUUCUCCACUGAAAUGCCGUCAUGUCACGCGUGAAUGUCAGCUGGAUUAUUACGGUGCUCGCGGUGGAGCUCGCGACACUGUCCGCCACGCGCGCUCACAGCUGUCACGAGGUGAAAACAGCGUUUCAGGUGCGCCAGAUCGGCCAGCUGAAGUGGGUUCCCGAAACACCUGCUACAGAUGUGGAACUGUCCGUGUGCAAGCAUGCGGGGCCAUCAUGUUGUACACGAAGAAUGGAAGACAGUUACAGAGCGGCGGUCCUGAGAGACACCACCCAGAACAUCGGAUCGUACAGCUAUGAGCUCAAAUUUCUCAUUUCUGCACACGCCGCCGCCUUCCAGGAUACGUUCCAGUCCCUAAUAUCCUUCUCCCAGAACCACCUGACCUCUCUGUUUGAGACCACAUACUCAUCCCUCAUGUCGUCCAUCUCCCCUCACAUCGUCUGCCUCUUCACGGACCUCUCUCGCUUCCUCCAGGGCACCGGCAACGUCUCGGUGGAAGCUGCUGUGCACUGUUUCUUCGACAGCCUUUUCCCAUUGGUCCACACUCAGAUUGUCAAUCCCGGUAUGGAAGGAAGUAUUGGGACAGAUGCUUCUGAAGGCAACCAGCUUGGUGACUGUCUCCGAAUGACCAGGCAGGACGUAAACCCCUUUGGUCCGCACCCAAAAGCAAUGGCAAAAGAUCUGGCGGACGCAUUGCGGGCUGGGCGGGUGCUCAGCUUGGCACUUGCCGAAGGGUCAGAGGUGAUGAACAUUACGGAAACAGCAGGGUUAUCAAAAGAGUGCACACGGGCUCUGGUACGCAUGCAUUACUGCUCUCACUGCCGUGGACUCACCCUGAUCCAUGCGUGCAGCAACUACUGUCUUAAUGUCAUGCGCGGGUGCCUGGCGAGCUACUCCGAGCUCCACCAGCCCUGGAGACAGUAUGUCACCAUAUUGCAGGACCUCACGCAAAUGGUUGCCGGAGCUCACAAUUUAGAGCUGGCCUUACUGGGGAUCAGAGGUCAGGUCGAGGAGGCCAUACUCUACGCACAGCUUCACGGGCCCAGGCUAACUGCCACAGUGGAUAAAGUGUGUGGUCACUCUUCAAACACAUCUACAUCUACAGUCAGGACGUUUCCUCCGGCUUCAGUCAAGCCUCCACCUGUCAACAUCUCACAGGACGCUCCAGGAGCUGAUAAGAUCGGCAUGUUGGCACACCUUCACAGUUCACUCCCUCUGAAAAACUCCAAGAGCGAUAGAGGUAGAACUCUGAAAAAAGUUGCACGUGAGUUUACAAUCUACAUCUCCCGAUAUAAGUCCUUCUACGCCAUGCUUCCUGAUAUGUUGUGUGAUGGAGAGAAGGUCGUCGAUGAGUUCUCAUGUUGGAGUGGAGAUGAUGUGGUGAAAAGUUAUACUGCAAGAGUGGUGGGCAAUGGAGUUCUUGCGCAGAGACAGAAUCCAGAAGUAAGAGUCAGAGGUUUCGACCCAGUGCUUAUGGAUGUCAAAAACAGACUCGAGCUCUUCAACAUGGAGGUCCAGGAGGUGAUACCAGGCGUGGGCCACAGAAGAUCCGGGGAUGACCCAGGAAGUGGGGAGAGCAGUGGUGAAUGUGAUGAUGAGGAUGGAUGUGAAGGCUCUGGAGAGUCUGUGGAGUCUCCCUCUCCCAAAGAAGAGGACUUAUCCAAAACAACAGGGAAGGUCUCUUUCAAUGAAGUACCCAUCCCCAGAAAUAAACCAUCAUCCGAUGCUUCUCUUUCUACGGCCGGCUUCAUCAUCAUCAUCCUCUGUCUGGGGCUGCAGUGGCCCUUCAUCUGAAAGGCCACAUAUAAACACACACAUACACGUGGGAGAACAUCAUUAAAGAAAUGUCAGGGUCUUAUCCCCCCAAAACACACACACACACACAAAAAGAAUGCAAACUUGCAGUUGGUCAUUAACAGUCUGAUUUAAAUCACAGUAACAUCCUGACAAGCAUUUUCCCUCAAACAUAAACAGUAAAAAUGCCUCUCUAUUGCAGUAAUAUGCAGGUACUUAUUGUUUGAAAUAUGUAAGAGUCGUAGAAGUUCCAGUUUAAUAUCCACAUCAAAUUAGUUUCCAAUAUUGUGUUGAUAGAAAGUAUAAAUUGAAUAUGCAUUUGCAUAGAAAGUUUUAAACGCAAGCCUAGUGUCGACUUUAAUGUUUCAAAUCGUAAUUUUUUUAUAAAUUAGUUUGCUCAGAAAAUGAUUGCAUUAAAGAUCAUGAUUUGUAAUGUACUAGUGAGAAAUGAAUGCUGCAUGAUGCCUCAUUCGCACUAGCGGCGACUUUGUAGCUGCCUGUGUGGCGACCUGCUGCAUGUCUGUGUAGAGCCCCCUUUCCACUGCACACGCUGAGAGACACACCGGAAGUCAUUCAUUUCCAAUGGAGAGUAGUCCAGGAGCUGCGAGGGGUUACCAUCAUCUCCGUAUGUGGAAAAUUCAGAUCUGAUUUGAGCUGCGGAUACGUUGACAUACCUGAACUCCUGCAACUAGACCAUUAGCGACUGGCCGACCAGAUGUGAUGUAUUCCAGUGUUGUCCAAGCAGGUCUGUGCGCGAUGAGAAAUACAAUUUUUUUUUACAUUUUUUGUAUUUUUUAUCAGAAAAAAGCAUAGUCUUCUCAUAAAUGAGUAAUAAAAACUAUUAUUUUUUAAUGUUGUCUUUACAUUCCCUCCAAAAUUAGCGCUCUGAGUUUUAGUAUUCAUUCAUUCCACCCUGGUGAAUGCAUGAAGGAUAAAGGCUCUUGCUUUUGCACUCCUUUAUUCCGAACACCACGAGAAUCAGCUUCUCUCCCAUGGUGCGUGACAAAAUUGAAAAUUCUUUGUGACAGCCACAAGGGAGCGUUUUCCAACAGUUGUGUCCAAAUGUCGUGUGCAGUGGAAAUGCGGCUUAGGUCUACAGCAGAGAGAAUGCAGCCAGCCUCUGCAGGAGCUGAGAGAGGAUCUCAUAUGCUUUACCGGUGCUCCUAUUGGCUGUUACUCAGGAAAUUCACUCUUCAUUUGCAUAUAAUUGAAAUAUUCACAACUUUGUCGUGUAACUCGACACCCGCACCUGGUCGCGCAUCGAUGGCUGUACUUCACAUAGACCGAAGUUGUCGGAGGUCACUCACACUCACAAAUGAACGAUCGCUUGUCGAUUUGCCAAUGUGAGUCGCUCAUAGUGUGAAUGAGGCUUUUUAUCAUUUGCAGGGUUUUGACAUUUUAUUUUCACAUUUUAUUUAGUUUACUGGCCAUUCAAUAAGCAAAAUAUCAUUUAUGAUCAAAUUUUUCAAGUCACAGCUUUAAAUUAAAUAAUAAUUAUUAUAUGACAUAAUGAAUCAUUUACCCAAAGAGUCGAUGGUGGUUUUUACAUACAAAUAUUGGACAUUCAGCAUUCAUGAGAACAAGUUGAAGUGAAAGCUCAGUGCAAAUUAAUGAAUCUAAUCCCAAUACAGGCAAUAUUUCACUUCAAGAAUGAAUAAAGUGUCCUUUAAUAAGUAAAAAAUUAGGUUUUUUAUUAAAAAAUAUUUUAAAAAGGGAGCAAACAGAAAAGAGUCUAUAUUAUAUUUCUAUAUUAUUU
Messenger RNA from Danio rerio (zebrafish), 3778 nucleotides. NCBI's taxonomy places the organism in Eukaryota, Metazoa, Chordata, Actinopteri, Cypriniformes, Danionidae. The record is from RefSeq and is a predicted model, not a curated record.